This is a messenger RNA of Drosophila mauritiana, 1208 nucleotides long. RefSeq lists its product as uncharacterized. The record is from RefSeq and is a predicted model, not a curated record. Bases 294 to 923 code for a protein of 209 amino acids. NCBI's taxonomy places the organism in Eukaryota, Metazoa, Arthropoda, Insecta, Diptera, Drosophilidae. The transcript has a single exon.
CGCAAAUAUUCCUGGGAUCCACUUGUGACGUAGCGCCCAUUUGUUUACGCUCCACUAGUGGAAUGAUAAAGCGUUAUCCGACUGAUAACCGGCUCAAAGGCCCCACGACGAUGCACUCACUUGGGCACCCGAGAGCUUAAGUCUGAGCCCGACUUCGGAUCUUGGCAGUUCGAUUGCGGUCGGUGCUGUAAUCCGAGGGUUUAUAUAUAGCGCGAUGAGGCGCGCGUCGUCAUUUAGUCACGAAGCCUUAACCAAGCCGCAUCGGAGCGCGAAUAGAUCGAAGCCUAGCCACCAUGUUUCAGAAAAGGAUUAUCGAGCUGAUCACGGUGCUGGUGUAUUGGGUGAUCAUCACGCCCACCACCUACAAGUACUGCACGCAAAACGGAAUAAUCAGGAUGAGCUUCGACACCCUGGUGGGCACUGUGGGCGACCACUGCACCCUGGCCCUCUGCCUGAUGAUCGGAUACGUCGUCUUCUACCGCAUCAUAAUCUUCAUUUACAUGAAGUUGAAGGUCUGUGACAUUCGGAUGUGGGAUGAACUGCAGCGGGCCAAGGAGGAUCCGGAGGCGCAUCUGGACAAGAAGUCCUACUACCAGCCCGUCUCCACCGAGAACAUCGAUGUCGUGGACUCUGGCAAGAAGAAGAACAAGCCAACGACCCCGAAAAUGAUAAGGACCAUCAGCAAUCCGCUGCUCAUCGAAAGCGAUCUGGCGCGCAUUCACAUCAAGCACGAAACGCGGCCUUUGGAAAGUGCCACCCUACCCAGGCUGCAGCAGGCAAUGGUCCACCCUAGUCCCAGUCCCAGCUUGAGGAGCGCACCACCAGUGCCACAAAUGCAGAAAAGUGCCACUCUACCGAAUCAGCACAGCAAAGGUGUGAUCAUGUCUCCCAAAGUUCUGAUGCCCAGAACUCAACAGGUGUAGACAGCGAGUGAUUAGUGCUUAAAAGUGUGCUCAUGAUUGCGAUUACCAGUCUUAGUUUCUGUGAAAUUCUGAGCUCAACUUAAGAGGACUACGUCCGCAUCCAAGUAUUAGCUACUGCCCAAAGAUCUAUAAUCGAAAUAAACCCGAAAUUAGUCAAUCAUCACAUUCCAGUGUACUCGUUCGCGCGAGCUAAAUUAUUAGUUUAGUUAGUGAAUAUAUUUAUUACUAGACGUAAGGCAGCUAUUGUUAUCCAUGCGUAAAUAUGCGUGAGUUUAUUAAAGAUAA